CAACCUCCGCAGCGGCUGCGCGCACCGUUCACCCCGCUGGCUGCUUUUGUCUCGCGCAACCUUCUUAGGCCAUCCACGAGAUCGGCCCUUCUUUUUCUCCACUCUCCCCACCCGGAGAGCCAGGAGUCCGGAGCCGGGACCCCGCCCCUUCCCCGUAUCCCUUCCCUUGACCCACCUCGUCUUCGUCCUCCCUCCCUUUUCUGUUCCCCAAGCCGGAAGGAGCCGAAGAACAGACGGAAAAGGCCGAAGCUGUCUCGGUGAGUGGGGCCUUUCCGAAGCGGUGGCGGAAGGAGCCGAAGCUGUGCCAGUGGGGAGGAGUGAGCCAACGGAAUCUCCGGAAAGAGCCGAAACUUGGAAUCUAGCAUAAUCUCUGCGGGGCCUGAGGGCGAGCGCUGGAAACCUUCGGGAAGUGCCGAAGACUAGGACGAUUAAGCUUGUCAGAAGUAGUGGGUUGCUCAGAUAGGGCCGGCGGAUAAGAGCGGGGAGCCCCUGCGGAAGCAGUGAAAGACUGGGACGUUUUGAAUUGUCGGAAGAAGCCGAACCUUUGGCGGGCAGAGGGUGGUUGGGUGCAGAGGAAGGCGAGAACCUACGGAAACACCCGAACGUUGAAGAGACAAUUUCCGAAGAGUUUACAACCUGGGAACUCCGCGAAACCUUCGCUUCGGGUGUUUUCGGAAGCUGCCGAAGACACCGCACCCGACUCCUGCCUCUACAGUCCGGAAAUAGCCGACGCGCUUCGGAAACAAGCUCUGGGGGAGGGGCGCUUUGCGGGCGGGCGGGCGGGCCGGCCGGGAGAGGGGUGGAGCCGGGGCUGGGCGGGCGGCCUGGGCUUGAUUAGGCAGGAGGAGGCGGCGGCGCGCUGGGGGCGCCCGGAAGUAGCCGAAGCGAGCGGCGGAAGUAGCCGAAGCGGCUGGAGCGGGCGGGCGGCAAGGCGAGGCGAGAGCUGUACAGGGCCUACACGGCCGCUUCAGCAUGUCGGACUUCGACGAGUUCGAGCGGCAGCUCAACGAAAAUAAGCAAGAGCGAGACAAGGAGAACCGGCACCGGAAGCGCAGCCAUAGCCGCUCCCGAAGCCGGGAUCGGAAGCGCCGCAGCAGGAGCCGUGACCGACGGAACCGGGACCAGCGGAGCGCCUCCCGGGACAGGCGGCGAAGAAGCAAACCUUUGACCAGAGGCGCUAAAGAGGAGCACGGUGGACUGAUUCGCUCCCCUCGCCAUGAGAAGAAGAAGAAGGUCCGCAAAUACUGGGACGUGCCACCGCCCGGCUUUGAGCACAUCACCCCCAUGCAGUACAAGGCCAUGCAAGCUGCGGGUCAGAUUCCAGCCACCGCCCUCCUCCCCACCAUGACCCCGGACGGUCUGGCUGUGACUCCCACGCCAGUGCCUGUGGUCGGGAGCCAGAUGACCAGGCAGGCCCGGCGCCUCUACGUGGGCAACAUCCCCUUUGGCAUCACUGAGGAGGCCAUGAUGGACUUCUUCAAUGCCCAGAUGCGCCUGGGGGGGCUGACCCAGGCGCCCGGCAACCCUGUCCUGGCCGUGCAGAUCAACCAGGACAAGAAUUUUGCCUUCUUGGAGUUCCGCUCAGUGGAUGAGACCACCCAGGCCAUGGCCUUCGAUGGCAUCAUCUUCCAGGGCCAGUCGCUGAAGAUCCGCAGGCCCCACGACUACCAGCCCCUUCCUGGCAUGUCAGAGAAUCCCUCCGUCUAUGUGCCUGGAGUUGUGUCCACCGUGGUCCCAGACUCUGCCCACAAGCUGUUCAUUGGGGGCUUACCCAACUACCUGAAUGAUGACCAGGUGAAAGAGCUGCUGACAUCAUUUGGGCCUCUGAAGGCCUUCAACCUGGUCAAGGACAGCGCCACCGGGCUCUCCAAGGGCUACGCCUUCUGUGAGUACGUGGACAUCAACGUCACAGAUCAGGCCAUCGCAGGGCUGAAUGGGAUGCAGCUGGGGGACAAGAAACUGCUGGUCCAGAGGGCAAGUGUGGGAGCCAAGAAUGCCACGCUGAGCACCAUAAACCAGACACCCGUGACUCUACAAGUGCCGGGCCUGAUGAGCUCCCAGGUACAGAUGGGUGGCCAUCCAACUGAGGUCCUGUGCCUCAUGAACAUGGUGCUGCCCGAGGAGUUGCUGGACGACGAGGAGUAUGAGGAGAUCGUGGAGGAUGUGCGUGAUGAGUGCAGCAAGUACGGGCUGGUCAAGUCUAUCGAGAUCCCCCGGCCUGUGGAUGGUGUUGAGGUACCCGGCUGUGGAAAGAUCUUCGUGGAGUUCACCUCCGUGUUCGACUGCCAGAAGGCCAUGCAGGGCCUCACUGGCCGCAAGUUCGCCAACAGAGUGGUCGUCACGAAAUACUGCGACCCCGACUCAUACCACCGCAGGGACUUCUGGUAGAGGCGGCAGGGGAGGGCGGGGCCGGGCUGGCUGGGGGAUGCUCUCCCUCCCACCCCCCCUUGGCCCCCUCUGAAGAUGAUGGGCAGAGGAGUGACAGCCGAAUGACAGCCGGCAGCAACUGGAAUGGCAGCAAUUAAGGGUGGGGGUGGGGGUGGGGGGUUGGGGCGGGCGGGGCGGGGACUGGGGAAGUGCACACAGGCCCACACAGACAUGUACCCACAGACACAGAGGGACGGGGUCAGGAUGGGAGGGGUGCACAGCAGGGCGGAGGAGGACCCCCAUAGCCCCUCCCCGAGACAGCCCCUCCUCCCUAUGCUCCCUUUCUCCUCCCCGUCCCCACCGUAGAAACAUAGCGUGUUUAUAUUUUAUGGCCAAACUUUUGAAUUUUGUUCUCCAGCCCGGUGCCCUGCCCUCUCCUUUUCCAGGUCCCCAGCUCCCCAGUCUCUUGGCCUCUGGUCCUCUCCCUUGUUUCUUACGUAGUUGGUUCUCUCCUCUUUAGUCUCCACGGACCUGCGCCCAGCCCCCUGGCCCCUGUCCCUCUCCUACUCUCUGUGGCAGUUUCAUAUUUGCUAAGACGAAUUUGCUCAUUAAACAUUUUGUUGUAUUUUACUU
This is a messenger RNA of Rhinolophus ferrumequinum (greater horseshoe bat), 3000 nucleotides long. RefSeq names its product U2 small nuclear RNA auxiliary factor 2 (gene U2AF2). Gene Ontology annotation, molecular function: pre-mRNA 3'-splice site binding; poly-pyrimidine tract binding. The record is from RefSeq and is a predicted model, not a curated record. Gene Ontology annotation, cellular component: nuclear speck; nucleus; commitment complex. NCBI's taxonomy places the organism in Eukaryota, Metazoa, Chordata, Mammalia, Chiroptera, Rhinolophidae. Gene Ontology annotation, biological process: mRNA processing. The transcript is spliced from 12 exons. Bases 973 to 2388 code for a protein of 471 amino acids.